UUUUGUGGAAUCUCAAGGUACAGAAAUUAGGGUUCAUCAGCAGUGUAAUUACAACACCUUGAAUCUGCUUUCCAGUGAAAAUUUUCGGCAGUUUGAUGAUUGGAAGUUCAUCACUAGUGAUAAUCUUAAACAAUUUACUUCUUACUUAUUCAAAAUUCUCAAGGUAUUUUCUAUCCUACACAUAAUUCAAAUUACUUAUGUGAUUGAUGUUUCACCUAGUUCUGAGUAUGGUUGUAUGAUUUUUGAUCGCGGUAAAGAGUUUGUAGUUGGUGAGAUUUGUUCCAAUUGUGCUACUGCUAGGAGAGUUUUCAAAUUCUGUCUUGAGAUGCUUGCUUCUUGUUUGGCUAUUCCAGUUGAGAAAUAUGAUGAAAAAUCUUUUUAUGAGCUUAUUCUUCAACAUGGGUACCAAUUGGAUUCCAGAUUUACGAAUUCAGUAGUGUUCAUAUUGGUUAAAGAUGGUGAUAGCUGCUACCACGGGAAUCUGUUUGCGAAAAUGUCACUCAGAAACAGUAUCACCUGUUAUGCCUGUGAUUGUAUUUUGUUUGUUCCAGGAAUGAUCGAACUGGGGUAUGUUCAUAUAUUUGAAAGUAGUGCAGACUGUUUUUGUAGUAGCAUGGAUUUUUCUCAAAGGGUAUUUGAUCCAGGAAAAGAAAUUGAUGUACUAAGAAGUGGGAAUUGUGUAUAUGAGCUAAUUCUGGGAGUCAGGUACUGUUUUGAAGUUCUAUUUGAGUAUUUGUAUGUGUUUUUGUUUGGUAUAAAUGGUGAUAGUGGAAACGCUAGUAUGCUGGUUGGUAAAAUGAUGCAGCUAGAGUGUGCUCCUAGGGAUAAAUUGAUACUCCAGUCGACAAGGAACAACAAGUCUGGUAAUGAAUGGAGUUUACGUGGCCAGGAAUCCCUUGAAAAGGUAGUAGGAAUCAAAAAUAUGCUUGUAAAAACAAAUGGUAGUGGUUUAAAAUGGUUUCUCAUGCUAAUACUUGGAUCACCAAGCCUUAUCAUUUGUGGCAGUAGUGCUAGGAGUUCCAACAAAGUGGAAUCAUAUAAAUGGGGAUGGGGUAUCUUGAACAGAGUCGUAAAAGCUGAGGCAAUGAGUGUUGGUGGUGCUCUACUUUGUACUUGAAGGUUUCAAGAUAAUAUUGAAACAAGAAGGGUUAUAUAUGUGAUUGCAAGAGUUAUGAGAGCUCUGUAUAAAGAAGAUUAUACUAUAAACUUGCAGUUGAGAUGUGGUUUACUUGUUCGGCGUAUGCUUAUUUUGGUUACUGCUCAACAUCUAGCACGUUGGUGGCGGGACAAAAUGCAUUCUAGAAGAGCAACAAUGUUAAUUAAAACCCGAGGAUUUCAUAGAAUUCUCCUGGACCAAGGUGAUGGACUUGCGUAUUAUAUGAUAAAGUAUUACCACACAGGAAGUCAGAACUUCAUGGUUAAAUCUCUGAAGUCUAUUCGUGAUGAUACCCUAACUCAUUUCCCUUCGUACACAAUCAGGUUUACCAAGGUAUGUUGUUGUGGUGACAGCUGAAUAUUUUCUUGAAGAUUUCCAUCAACUUUUGAAGCAGCUGAAGCUCUCCACCACUGAUGGCACAACAGUCCAAGGGAAAGAAGAGUCUGCAAACUCUAUACAUCUAACAAAUGCAUGACAGGAAUUCUGGUGUAAGAGAUCUAGGUCAUUAAAGCUCUCAAAUUCUGUUUCAAUUGACAUAAUCCAACAAAACACAAUGCAUUACAUGGCAGGAAUGUUACAAGAACUCAAAUCAUUCGCAAGCUUUAAUUCUUCUUUUGGCUGCCACACCGAGACUGAAAUGCACAAGUUCGAAGGUGCAAGUAUAAUUAAAGAAGAUAUUGAGUAGUAUGAAGGAAUAACGGUUUUGUAGUACAAGCUUAGCUCUGUAGAAGUGGCUCUCACAUUCCUCAUCUGGUGGGCUGGGCUCUAUGAUUUGGUUUUAUUCAUGGUGUUGGAAUUACCUUUGUUCCUCCUGGCUAUAUGGAGUACCAGAAACAAGAGUUGUAACACAUAGGUUCAAACAACUCUCAGUACAGCAAGCCACCUUAUUACCAGGUAUGCUAACUGUUUAGAUAAAAAUGGAGGCACCAUAUGGUCUUUAUACCAGUUAUGCUCAUGUGAUUAUGGGGUCCUUGUACAAGAUGAAAACCUGAAGGUUCAUGUUCAUGGCUCAACUGGAAGUGCAGUAGGGUAUCUGAUUCUCGAAGGUGCUCAUACAAUCGUUUUUAAGGCUAGUUUGGGGUUGUUACUCAUGGCUACGAGUGAUGUCUUUACUAGUAUUUACCAAGCACUGGAAUUUGAAGAUAGCCGGUCUGUUUCCUUUGGAGAAGUAAGCUCAGAAUACUUAAAUACAUUGAUGAGCAUCAACUAUUAUUGAAGGGAAACUAAAACUAAGCUUGAUUCCUACUGUUCAGAUGAAUGGUUUUAGUUUUUUACGGACCUGGGCAUUAAAGUUUGCAAAGUUCACAUCUCUUAUUGUAUCCGAGACAGAGCUGCAAUUUACAAUAAUUGUGUGUUCCUUGGAUCGAGCUCAAUUCAUAUACUUGAGGACAAGGAUAAUCUGAAGGAGUGGGAUUUGUCAGGACCCAGCUUUGGGCUGCCAAAUUCAGAUAAGGGCCACCUGAGUUAUGGGGUUUAGUAAUCUGUUUAAUAUAGUUAGUAGUUAAUUAACCAUGAUUAGUUAGUUAUUAGAUGCUGCUAAUUACGAUUAGUAGAGUGUGUGUGUGAGUGGCACAUGCACACACCAAACCUCAUCAUUUAUAUCCCCCUCAUGUUUGUAGAACUCUUACGAAAAAUUAAUCAGUAAAAUUUAUCUUUUCUUUCUAGAA
Molecule: messenger RNA, 2823 nt
Organism: Papaver somniferum (opium poppy)
Lineage: Eukaryota; Viridiplantae; Streptophyta; Magnoliopsida; Ranunculales; Papaveraceae
Exons: 2
Coding region: 236-1117 (293 amino acids)
Source: RefSeq, a predicted model, not a curated record